This is a messenger RNA of Petromyzon marinus (sea lamprey), 2846 nucleotides long. Its product is annotated as spermatogenesis-associated protein 2-like. Lineage: Eukaryota; Metazoa; Chordata; Hyperoartia; Petromyzontiformes; Petromyzontidae. Gene Ontology annotation, cellular component: cytoplasm. The record is from RefSeq and is a predicted model, not a curated record.
AUGGCCCCGCGCGGCGGCGGCACCGCCGCCGCCGCCGUCGCCGGCAGCUCCAGCUCCAGCUCCAGCUCCGCGGCGGCGGCGGCGGCGGUGCGGCGCGACCUCCUCUUCCAGAGCUACGCCCGCUUCCACGAGGCGCGCCUCUCGGCGCCGGGCAGCCGCGGUCGGCGGCCGCCGGGCGACGCCGCCGACCUCCGGCGGGACGCGCAGGCCCUGCUGGCCUCGCCGGAGCACGCCGGCGGCCCCGGCGGCCCCGGCGGCUCCGGCGGCCCCGGCGGCUCCGGCGGCUCCGGCCCGACGUUCGGCCGCGUGGACGUCUACCGCCUCGUCGAGGGCUCGCAGCGCCGGCCGGGCCCUCCCGGGCUGGGCGCGAUCGCCCGCUGCCUCGGCUGGUUCGAGGCGGUGAGCCUCCACGUGUUCCUCUACCCCUGGAAGAAGGAGUUUCGGCAGAUCAAGGCCUACUCUGGGCCAUUCGUCUACUGGGUUCGCGGCGUCCUGCGCAAAGACGACACCGAGCGCAUCCUCCAGCUGCUCGGCUUCAACCGCUGCCCGCCGGAGAGCGGCGACGCCGGCGCCGACAGCACCGGCGCCGCCGUCGCCUACGAACGGCGCGGCCGCUCCCAGCCCGACGUCGCCCUGGCCGUCGCCUUCGACCUCUUCCUCGCCGCCGCCGAGUGCCGCCUCAUGGAGGAGAUGGUGACUCGCGCCGGUGCCCUCCGCCUCCCGCUAGGCCACGUGGUGCGCGAGCGCCGGCGCGGCACGCGCGGCGGCCUGGAGGCGCAGGUCGCCGCGCUCGCUCAGGCGGCGGCGACCGCGGAGACGGCGAACGGCGACGCCGGCAAAGCGGCCGCCGCCGCCGCCGACGGUUACGGCGACGGCGGCCACGGCGGGGAACUGAGUUUCCUCGGAGCGGCGUUUUCGGGGCAGGCCGCGGAAGCGCCGGAGAUCCUGCCGGCGGUGCUGAGCAGCGGCGACCGCGCUUCGUGGGAGCGCGACGACGCCGCCAUCGCGGCCGCGUUGGCGCAGAACGACGACGACGACGACGGCGGUGGAGGCGGCGGCGGCGGCGGCGGCGGCGGCGGCGCGGCCGACCGCGACGAAACCAUCCUCCGGCCGACGCCGUCGCUCAUGCGCAUGAGCAGCUCGCCGAGCGACCGCACGGACUUUCGCGGUCGAAUCCAGGCCGGCGCCAACGUUUCGGGGACGGGGGCCGAGAUGGCGGCACGCCAACCAGCGCCCCCCUCUCACCACCACCACCAGCAGCAGCAGCAGCAGCAGAGCGCGUCCAUGCGCGGCAACCAACGCCGUGCCACGAACCCCAUGGUCUCGUCGGACUCCGGCGCCGGCGGCGUCAGCAGGAGCCGUGGCGAUGUUGGCGCCGCGACGUUCGACGUUUGCUACCGGUGCCCCGAUACCGCGCUGGAGAAGUGCCGCUACUGCCAGUGCUCGUUGUGCGAGUCGUGCAAGCGGUUGCACGCGUGCACGGGAGCAGACGACGGCGCGUCGCCAAAACUGCGGCGCUCCGAGUCCAGCAUCAAGAACCAGCAGCAACAGGGGGUGACGGCGGCGGUGCCGGCAAAACCGUCGCUUGCGACGAGCCACUGCGGCUUCUGCGGAGACGCGAACGGCGCCCUCAGCUGCCGCUCGUGCCAGAAGGUGACGUGCCAGGAUUGCUGCCUGCAUUACCGCGAGCUCUGCCUCGGCGUCGGCGAUGGGCGCCAGCACGCCUUCGUGCCCAUUGGCUCCACCGGGCACGGGCAGCAGCAGCAGCAGCAGCCUUUCCGCGGCAGCAGGAGGUGAAAGUUCCAUGCGGAAUGGAUGGCCCCGAUGUUGUCCGGACCGCCGUGCCCUCCCGUCCGGACCGCUGGGCCCUCUUGUCGGGCUCGUCGAGUCCUUUCUUCUAGACCACUGAGCCCUCCUGUCUGGACCGCGGGGUCCUCCUCUCCCGCUCCUCUCUCUCUCUCCCCGUACAUUGCAUCCUCGACUCGACUCACCUUCCCGUGCUGUGGUGGUGGUGGUGCCAGGUGUUAAAGGUUUUAUCGCUUAUAUAUUCGUGGGUUAUCAAGUUUUUCCAGCCGGACACCCAAGGAACAGUGCACAGUUUCUAUUAUAAAGCUCAGCGCAGCCUGCUUUGAAAGUGCUGGCAACAUUAACUCCAUUGAGACGUCAUCCGUGGACGUUGUCCGUUGUCCGUUGUUGUGUGCCUUGCGUGUAGCGGUGGAUCCCCAGUGUUGUUUUGCCAAAAUUCGUUAAAUUGACCGCAGUGGGAAGAUUUUUUUGGGGGGGAUUGUUAUUUACUCCAGAAAUGGAGACGGAACAUUCCUGGAAAUGAUGUUUUGUCUAAAAAUGUCUUCGCUCUUCCCCUGUUCUGCAUGGAUUUCCUCCGGGUUCUGCCUGUUUCCUCACCUCGUAAUACAACAACAAAAAAACCUGGCAAAAUGUAACUGGUAUUGGCCAAAAAACAUCACAUUCCACCUAAUUCUGCCUUUAUUAUGAAUAAUUCUGCCUUACCUACCCCGGCAACACCAGCUCCAUUCCCAGCCCCUGUUCCUUUCAUUCAUUCCGUUACCUCCCUCCGGCGGCUUAUAUAAAUCCAAAAUAGCAUAGAAUACAAAUAAUUUCUGCACCCGAUCUUGACAGAUUUCGGAAGUGUAAGCAGGAUUGAACCUGGAUAGCACCUGCAUGGGUGACCACGAGUGUUUCUGUGAUUCCACAAUCUAAGGGGAUACCACGGUGGCGAGGAGAUGUUAACUACCUCGCUUGGUAUACAGGAGGUCGUGGGUUCGAUCCUGACCCCGACGCCUGUAUACAGGGUGCUUCAAAAAAUGUUAACACUCACAUGGUACUAU